Molecule: messenger RNA, 1484 nt
Organism: Cyclopterus lumpus (lumpfish)
Lineage: Eukaryota; Metazoa; Chordata; Actinopteri; Perciformes; Cyclopteridae
Gene: rgs7a
Product: regulator of G protein signaling 7a
Exons: 17
Coding region: 1-1380 (459 amino acids)
Biological process (GO): G protein-coupled receptor signaling pathway; intracellular signal transduction; regulation of G protein-coupled receptor signaling pathway
Source: RefSeq, a predicted model, not a curated record
AUGGCACAGACCAACAGCGGUGGGCAGGGGACCAACGGGGUAGCGGAUGAGUCCCCCAACAUGAUAGUGUACAGAAAGAUGGAGGAAGUAAUAGCACGCAUGCAGGAUGAGAAAAAUGGCAUCCCCAUCCGAACAGUGAAAAGUUUUCUAACCAAGAUCCCCAGUGUUUUUUCAGGUUCUGAAAUUGUACAGUGGAUGAUCAAGAAUCUGGACAUUGAAGAUCAAGUGGAAGCUCUUCACCUAGGAACUCUGAUGGCUGCACAUGGUUACUUCUUCCCCAUCUCAGACCACGUCCUCACGCUCAAAGACGAUGGCACUUUCUAUAGGUUUCAGACGCCAUACUUUUGGCCAUCAAACUGCUGGGAACCAGAAAACACAGACUAUGCUGUUUACCUCUGCAAAAGAACAAUGCAAAAUAAAGCACGUCUGGAGCUUGCAGACUAUGAAGCGGAGAGCUUAGCAAGGCUACAGAGGGCUUUCGCCAGGAAAUGGGAGUUCAUUUUUAUGCAAGCAGAAGCACAAGCGAAAGUGGAUAAGAAAAGAGACAAAAUUGAGAGGAAGAUUCUCGACAGUCAGGAAAGAGCAUUCUGGGACGUGCACAGACCAGUGCCUGGAUGUGUGAACACGACGGAAGUCGACAUAAAGAAGUCGUCCAGAAUGAAAAACCCCCACAAAACCAGAAAGUCUGUGUAUGGGCUGCAGAACGAUAUCCGUACCCACAGCCCGACCCACACUCCCGCCCCAGAGGCCAAGCAGCCGACAGAAGAAGAACUGCAGGAACAGAUCUCCUUUUGGCAAUUGCAAUUAGACAGACAUCGACUGAAAAUGUCCAAAGUGGCAGAGAGUUUGCUGGCCUACACAGAGCAGUACAUCGAAUACGACCCCUUCCUCACGCCCCCAGAUCCAUCAAACCCCUGGAUCUCAGAUGACGCCACUCUCUGGGAGCUUGAAGCCAGCAAGGAGCCGGGCCAGCAGAGGGUGAAGAGGUGGGCCUUCGGCAUCGAUGAGGUUCUCAAAGAUCCGGUGGGACGAGAGCAGUUCCUCAAGUUCCUGGAGUCUGAGUUCAGCUCAGAGAAUCUCAGGUUCUGGCUGGCGGUCCAGGAACUAAAGAAGCGUCCCAUCAGAGAAGUUCCAACCCGGGUUCAGGAGAUCUGGCAGGAGUUUCUGGCCCCCGGAGCACCCAGUGCCAUCAACGUGGACUCUAAGAGCUACGGCAAAACCACCCAGAACGUCAAAGAUCCCGGACGCUACGCCUUUGAGGAUGCACAGGAACACAUCUACAAGUUGAUGAAGAGUGAUUCCUACAGCCGGUUCAUCCGCUCCAGUGCCUACCAGGAGUUAUUACAGGCAAAGAAGAAGAAAAGUAAGAAUUUGUUCUGAAGGCUUUUGCUUCCAGGGGAAACCACAAGUAUCCAAGAGGCUGACCAGUCAUGUGCCAUCAUGCUAAAAUCAAUGCCAUCUCUCUCUCUGGGACAUUGAGAGGG